AUGAGUUCAAAUGUGGGUAUUGUGUGGGGGAAGUUUCGAAUAGAUCAAAAAGAUGUUGGUCCGAUGAAGAGGACGCAUUGCUUAUACAGAUUCUACUUGAAUUACAUAGCACAGGGAAGUACAAAGAUGAUUGUGAAUUCAAGCCUAAUCCACAAGAAUGCCGAUGCUUUCAAAGACAAAUCAUUUCGAUAUUUUGAUGAACUUGCCAUUGUUUUUGGAUUGGAUCGUGCCAAUGAUGACAACUUCUUUGACCACGUUUCAACAUCCGUUUCCAAACCGAUUCCUGAAAGAAGCCCGCUAGAUGGAGUAACACCUAGUCGGAAGAGAAAAGCUUCCAAAGAUGCAGACUUGGUAGAGGUCCUUAGGGAGAACACGACAAUACUAGUGUCUGCCUUUGAGAAUGCAACAAAAGAUAUAUGCUAUGCAAUUACUGGCAAUGAAGUUCGCAAGAAAAGGGAAUUGCUGAAUGGUGAGCUUUCCAAGCUUGUUGGGUUGACUUCAAGAGAUCACUUGAAGGCCUAUCGGGUGAUAGGUUGCAGCAAGGAUCUAAUCGAGCUCUUCUUUGACCUGCCAGACGAAUUAAAAGAGAAUUUAGAUAAGAUUUCAAGUCAAGAUUUCAAGAAUAUUACUCUCAUUAACCAAAAGGAAUUAGAUUUCAGUAUCAUAAAAGAGUUGCCUGAGUCCCAUGCAUGGGCGGCGGUUGGUGAGAAUAUCCAUUUUGAUUCUGCGAUGGAACCUAUUCCGGUUAUCGACCUUGAGAAUCCUAAGGCUAUGGAACAGAUGGGGCGUGCAUGUAGGGAAUGGGGCGUCUUUCAGAUUCAGAACCAUCAGAUAGACAUGAAUCUUCUAGAGGCCAUGGAAUCGGCGGGUAAGAGGCUAUUCUCGCUACCAUUGGAAACCAAGCUCGUGGCGGCCCGUCAGCCUGGCGAAACGGCAGGAUAUGGUGCAUCCGGAACCACGAAUUUCUUCCCCAAACUCUUGUGGUCCGAAGGCUUCACCAUCUUUGGAUCGCCACGUGAUCAUGCACGUUUGCUUUGGCCCAAUGACUAUAUGGAAUUUUGUGUUGUAGUAGAAGAAUUCGAGAAGGAGCUGCAUAAGUUAUCACAAAGAAUGAUGUAUCUAUUUCUUGGUUCACUUGGCUUAUCAAUGGAGGAUCUCAAAUGGGAAGGUGAAAAUGGACAAGUCAAAGAAGGUUUUGGAGCUAUCCGGUUCAAUUCCUACCCAGCUUGUCCUGACCCAGACAGAGCCAUGGGCUUAGCCGCCCACACCGACACGGCACUAUUCACAAUUCUUUACCAGAGCAACACGAGUGGCUUACAAAUACAACGAGAAAGUCUCAAGUGGAUAACCGUCCCACCGUUGCCCGGUGCGCUUGUGAUCAAUGUAGGUGACCUACUUCACAUACUAUCAAAUGGGUCAUUUCCUAGUGUACUCCACCGGGCCUUUGUGAAUCGAACACAACAUAGACUCUCUAUAGCCUACCUUUAUGGUCCGCCUGCUAACGUGAAAAUCUCACCACCCGCAAAACUGGUGGACUCGAUAAAACCGGCACUCUAUCGGCCGGUGACAUGGUCUGAGUAUAUGGGAAUCAAGGCCAAGAACUUUGACAAGGCAUUGUCGUUGGUCCGAUUGUGUGCCCACGAGGAGAUUUUGGAGGUGAAUGAUGAAGUCAAAGAUGUUGAAGUUAAAGAAUAA
Impatiens glandulifera is the source of this 1695-nucleotide messenger RNA. RefSeq names its product gibberellin 3-beta-dioxygenase 1-like. Gene Ontology annotation, biological process: gibberellin biosynthetic process; response to light stimulus. The coding region runs from base 1 to 1695 and encodes 564 amino acids. The record is from RefSeq and is a predicted model, not a curated record. Lineage: Eukaryota; Viridiplantae; Streptophyta; Magnoliopsida; Ericales; Balsaminaceae. The transcript has 6 exons. Gene Ontology annotation, molecular function: gibberellin 3-beta-dioxygenase activity.